Messenger RNA from Lampris incognitus (smalleye Pacific opah), 1603 nucleotides. RefSeq names its product alpha-amylase-like. The transcript has 11 exons. Lineage: Eukaryota; Metazoa; Chordata; Actinopteri; Lampriformes; Lampridae. Gene Ontology annotation, biological process: carbohydrate metabolic process. The record is from RefSeq and is a predicted model, not a curated record. Gene Ontology annotation, molecular function: cation binding; alpha-amylase activity. The coding region runs from base 1 to 1563 and encodes 520 amino acids.
AUGAAGAAGGUGAGAGCCGGGUCUGUGCUGGCGGUCGGUCUGGGUCUGGGUCUGGGUCUGGCCUACACCUUCCCUCCAUCUACACGGCGCCCCUCCACCAUCGUCCACCUGUUUGAAUGGCGCUGGAGCGACGUUGCCCAGGAAUGUGAGCGCUACUUGGCGCCCGGCGGAUUUGAUGGAGUUCAGAUUUCCCCUCCGACUGAGAACAUCGUGGUGACGUCUCCUCCGAGGCCGUGGUGGGAGCGAUACCAGCCGGUCAGCUACGACCUGUGUUCCCGCUCAGGGACCGAACAGGAGCUGAGGGACAUGAUCUGCAGAUGCAACAAUGUCGGGGUGAAGAUCUACGCAGACGUUGUCAUCAAUCACAUGUGCUCGGCCGGCGCUGCGGCAGGCAGCCGCUCGACCUGCGGCUCAUACUUCAACGCCGGCGCCGGGGAGUUCCCAUCUGUGCCGUACUCCGCCUGCCACUUCAACGAUGACAAAUGUUUCACCCGCAGCGGAAAUAUCGAGAGCUACCAAGACAUUCAUCAGGUGCGUAAUUGUCGUCUGGUCGGUUUGCGGGACCUCGCCCAUGAUCAGGAGCAUGUGCGGGGCCGGGUUGCCGGCUACAUGAAUAAGCUGUUGGACAUGGGAGUCGCAGGUUUCAGGGUGGAUGCCUCCAAGCACAUGUGGCCGGAGGACCUGAAGGCCAUUUACAGUAGACUGCACAACCUCAACACCACCUGGUUCCCGGAAGGCUCGCGGCCUUUCAUUUACCAAGAGGUUAUCGACCUUGGUGGCGAGCCGAUAAAAGGCAGCGAGUAUUUUGGACUUGGUCUCGUGACGGAGUUUAAAUAUGGUGCUAAACUUGGCUCGGUCAUCCGCAAGCUGGGUGGACAAAAGCUCUCCGACCUCAAGUCUUGGGGAGAAGAUUGUGGACUGAUGCCAUCUGAAAAAGCGCUGGCCUUCAUAGAUAACCAUGACAACCAAAGAGGCCAUGGGGCAGGAGGAGACGCCAUCAUCACAUUUUGGGAACCAAGGAUGUACCAGAUGGCGGUGGCCUUCAUGCUAGCCCAUCCUUACGGACGAGCCAGGGUCAUGUCAAGCUACCGCUGGGACAGACGUCUCGUGAAGGGGAAGGAUGAGAACGACUGGAUGGGCCCUCCGAGUCUCCCCGACGGCUCCACCAAGCCCGUUUCCAUCCGCUCAGAUGGGAGCUGCGGGGACGGCUGGGUGUGUGAACACAGAUGGCCGCCGAUCAGGAACAUGGUCGUGUUUCGCGGCGUCACCGCUGGAGAGCCCCUGUGUAACUGGUGGGACAACGGAGGAAGCCAGAUAGCCUUCGGACGAGGAGGCCGUGGCUUCAUCGUCAUCAACAACGACGACUGUCUCUUGGAUGUGAGCUUGCAGACGGGCCUGCCCGGAGGAACCUACUGCGACAUCAUCUCCGGUCAGAGAGAAGGAGGCGGAUGCUCCGGUAAACGGGUCGUGGUGGAUGAUGACGGGAAAGCCCAUUUCACCAUCCACCCCUCCGACCUGCUCCCCAUCAUGGCCAUCCACACAGACGCCAAACUGCCCAAGUAAACUCCACCCACCACAGUCGACAUCUGCAAUCUAUGACAUG